UCGUCAAGUUUGUUGUCACGUUUUAAGAGCGAGGAAGGUUCAUGUAUCAUUAUUGUUCUCGGGUCUUAGUGUCACGUGGUGCGUAUGUACUCCACGCGAAUCGAGUCGAAUCGUCAAGUACUUCAGACGAAUCGACUCAAGUCUGUUGUCACGUUUUAGGAACGAGGAAGGUUCAUGUAUCGUUCUUGUUCAGGGGUCUUGACUUCCGGUGGUGCAUAUCGACUCGAAUCGUCAAAUAUCUCAGACGAAUCGACUCAGUUUGGGUGUAUUGGACAUGAUUGGUGAUAUUUUGAUUAUGACGAAAUGCUUUUCCAAUCAAAACAGGGCAAAGACGUUACAUUUCACCUAUUCCUUCACCUAGAGUGAUUUUCAGAUUUUAGCUACUUGUUGUGCAUGUAUUAUUUCCCUCAAGGAUGCCGGAGAAAUAUUGGUCGAGUUCUUUCUUUGUAAGUUUAUGAAGUAAAUCUGUAGGACCAGUAUUUCACGAUACGAGGAGAAUUCGCCACUCGCCACUCGCCACUCGCCACUCGCCACUCGCCACUCGCCACUCGCCACUCAUAACUGAUGAUCCUAACUUGCAGUAACCAGUAUUUGUAUAUUUUUGUCUUUCAGUUAAGAUUUAUGGAGGAUUUCCUGAACGUUGCUUUUUCUCACCAGAAAAUAACUUUCAAUAGAUAUGACUCAGUCUAUUAUCCAUCGUCUCCGGCGUACCUCAAUUUGUACCAGACUAUUGCCAACGAAUACCAAUGGACAUCCAAAGAUACUAUCAAGAACUACAUAAUGUGGCGUGUUGUGGACAACUACGUUAUGUCAAUGCCUUCUCAGUUUGUCCAGGCUAAGCGACAAUUCCAGGAGACGAUAAUUGGAGUGGGAGAGUAUAAAAGGUGGUCUCACUGUCUGGAGAGCAUGAUGAAACCAAUGGGAAUGACUUUAGGAAGAUUGUAUGUGGAUGCGAAUUUUGACGAAUCUACAAAAACAACGGUAAAAGACAUGACUUCUCGACUUCGCAAAGCUUUCAUUGAUAACCUUAAGUCUGCAGACUGGAUGGAUUACGAGACAAAGCAAUCCGCCAAGGAAAAGGCCCGUGCAAUCAAAGAGGAUGUGGGUUACCCUCCCUAUAUCAAAGACGACAGCAAACUUGACACCCAUUACUCAACGUUAAACGCAAGUCAUGAUUAUUUUGAAAACAGCGUGGCAAUGAACAGGAUGAUUGUGCAGAAAAGUUUUGAAGUGCUUCGCGAGCCAGUCAACAAAGAUUUAUGGGCCGAAAGUCCUGCAGAGGUCAAUGGAUAUUACAGUCCACAACAAAACCGAAUAGUAUUUUUGGCUGGAAUCCUGCAAUCUCCAUUUUACAGAAAAGGCUACCCAAAAUAUCUCAACUAUGGAUCAUUGGCAAUGGUUAUUGGACACGAAAUUACACACGGAUUUGACAGCACAGGGCGACUUUUUGAUAAAUAUGGAAAUGUGAAGGAUUGGUGGUCUUUCAGUUCGACGCUGGAUUUUGAGAGAAGAACUGAAUGUCUGGUAAAUCAAUACAACGACUACCAAGUGUUUGGAGAAUAUAUAGAUGGCAAACAAACUUUGAAUGAAAACAUAGCUGAUAAUGGAGGGAUAAAGCUUGCUUAUGAGGCUUAUCAAUCUUGGGUCAAGGACAAUGGAAAAGAGGAACGGUUGCCUGGCCUGGAUUUCAGUGUGGACCAGCUUUUCUUUAUCGGAUAUGCUACGCCAUGGUGUAGCGUCUACAAAAAGCAAGCUGCUCUUUUCCAGUUGAAGAAUGACGUACAUUCAUAUCCAAAAUACAGGUACAUGUAUGAAUCUUUCAACUCUUCAAUGCUACGUUUCGUGGUUAUCAUGUUUGGGACACAUUAGGUUACCAUAGCAUCAAUAUGACCUGUUAAAAUCCCCCUUAAUUUUAGCUUUAAGUACUUAUAUUUCAAAAACGGCACAGUGAAAGUUUUUUAUAUUG
Messenger RNA from Orbicella faveolata, 1966 nucleotides. RefSeq names its product endothelin-converting enzyme homolog. The record is from RefSeq and is a predicted model, not a curated record. Gene Ontology annotation, cellular component: plasma membrane. Gene Ontology annotation, molecular function: metalloendopeptidase activity. NCBI's taxonomy places the organism in Eukaryota, Metazoa, Cnidaria, Anthozoa, Scleractinia, Merulinidae. Gene Ontology annotation, biological process: protein processing.